Molecule: messenger RNA, 903 nt
Organism: Cetraspora pellucida
Lineage: Eukaryota; Fungi; Glomeromycota; Glomeromycetes; Diversisporales; Gigasporaceae
Source: the annotation of a GenBank genome assembly
AUGACGAUUUGUAAAUAUUACCUGGAAGGACGUUGCAAAUUCGGUAACGCGUGUCAAAAUGAACAUCGUCAGCCAUAUGGAGGCAAUCAACGCAAUACACGUUCAGACAUAUAUGAUCGAAUCAGUUAUGGUGAGAAUAACAAAACUAAGAAACUUGUUAGAGUGUUCGUUAAUAUUUCGACUACAACAAAUAACAAACUUUAUGAUGAGAGGAGUGUAAGAGCAGAUCUGACUAAAGACCGUCCUAUAUAUCGGUACUCGGUCUACGGACCAGCAAAAGAAGAACCCAAUCUAAUAGAUGGCACAGAUUACUCACCAGAAGAGUUGCGACUUCAAUAUUAUAUAAUUAUGGGAACAGUCGGAUGUGAUAUAUCAUACGUAUGUAUUUUGGAGAUAUUUUUUGUACCAAUUAUCUUCAGUUAUAUUUUGCAAACUGUGUCAAUAGUUCUUCGAAGACAACAAAAUGGUGUUAAAGAUUUGGAAAAUCGAACGCAAACGCAAAUAGAUUCUUGUCUUAAAGACUUACGUAAUUCACUCAGCAGAUUCGAGUCACAAAAACAGCAACAAUCCUCAUUUGAAUCGUUUGGUAGUGGUGGCAACACAUUUGGACAACCUCAACCACCACAAGGAUUCGGAGUUCCUCAACAAAACACAUUUGGAAAUCAAGCUUCCGCGUUUGGAGUAACACCAACUUUUGGACAAAAUACAAUUGGAUUUCCUGAAACUCAACAAGGGUUUGGGAUAAAUGCUAUGAGCGGGAGCGGGUUCGGACAAAAUGCAGCAGGUGGAUUUGGUGUACAAACACAAACAUUUGGAGGAUUCGGGCAACCGGCACAACCAGAUCCGCAGCAAUUAUAUCAACAACAAGGAUCAAAUUGGAACGGCCUUAGAAUAGAAGUAUAA